ACAGUGUGUUGAGGGGUGUGUUUUGAACGCAGUGAGACUCCGCUAAAAGUUGGGAUUUCGCGUUGUGUGAUCUACAGCAUCCUUCCGGCAGCAUCAUGGCAAACAAAGCACAGCAGCCUCCUCACCUGCACCUGGCCGAGGUCACUGCGUCCCAGUUCCUCGACAUCUGGAAGCACUUUGACGCCGACGGCAAUGGCUACAUUGAAGGCAAGGAACUGGAGAACUUCUUCAGGGAGCUGGAGAUUGCACGAAGAGGGGCAGGAGUGGACCCUACAAACCCCACCUUCAGAGAAAAGAUGAAGGAGUUCAUGCAGAAGUUCGACAAGAACAAAGAUGGACGCAUUGAGAUGUCAGAGCUGGCCCAGAUUCUGCCCACUGAAGAGAACUUUCUGCUCUGCUUCAGACAGUUUGUCAGCUCCAGUGCCGAGUUCAUGGCGGCAUGGAGGCGGUAUGACACAGAUCGCAGUGGUUACAUUGAGGCGAAUGAGUUGAAGGGGUUCCUGUCGGACCUGCUACAGAAGGCCAACAGACACUACGAUGACCAGAAGCUUCAGGAGUACACACAGACUAUUCUGAAGAUGUUUGAUCUGAAUGGAGAUGGGAAGCUGGGCCUGUCAGAGAUGGCAAGGUUGCUCCCAGUUCAGGAGAAUUUCCUGCUCAAAUUCCAGGGGGUGAAGUUGACUGCUGAGCAAUUCAAUGCCAUUUUCAAUUAUUAUGACAAGGAUGGGAAUGGUUACAUCGAUGAGCAGGAGUUGGAGGCUCUGCUACGAGACCUAUACCAGACAAACAACAAGGAGGUGGAUGCCAAGAACUUGACCGGCUACAAGCAGAGCAUCAUGGCCCUGUCUGAUGGGGGCAAACUGUACCGCAGUGAGCUGGAGAUCGUCCUGUGCAGGGAGCCCAUGGUGUGACUCUUCUCUUUCUUCUUGCAAAUCCUCAUUUGUUUCUCUGCCUGCCCAGCCCUGCCCUGCCCUCCUAAAACCACCUCCAGCAGCCUGGAAACAUAAACCAGGUGCAUGUGCCAAGCACACUCUGCUCCUCUAACCUAAUGUCCCUGACAUAAUAUGAAGGAAUGAAAAGUGCACUAUGAGCACACUGCAGCUCAUCCCCACUUCACUUUCAAUUAUCGAACCAUGAGCGGUUAAAUACUCCUACUUCCUGUUGACCUCUGGGCCGUCAGUGGUUUGCCCGGUUCGCAAUUUCAACCACAAGCCCCUCAUUCCACAGAAUCGACCUUUGAUCCCUGACCCCUUAACCUGGCUUCAUUCAGUCCCCUUGCUCUUGCAUUAGCUACCAUAAAAUAUAGUCAAGAGAAAAUGCAAAACUGUGUUUGAAUUAAUCUUAUUUAUUAUAACUGAGUUUUACACCUAUAUCCUUUACAUGUUUGUUUUUGGCUGAUUCUGUCGGUUGAAAUCAUAAUAAAGUCUUAUGAUAAAAUCUCUUUACUGAGCACUUUUAAUUUUAACCUAACUAUGAUAGCAUUGCCAGAUUUAUUUGAAAUAUAUUUUCCCCAGACUGAGGGCUCUAGUUGUUCCUGAAGAUGAGAUUUUCCAUCCCUUUAAUUUAUUUUGGCUACCUUCAUGUUACCAUCCACAUACAUGAACCCAUAACAUAUCUAACUUCUGAAUGUUUUAGUAACGAGUGUUGACAUAUUUCUUCCUAAUAUUUCACCUUUAAACUUGAGGUGACUGCAUUUUCAAGAGUAUGGGUGAUUUUAUAACACCUAGGGAAAGAUGAAUGAAAAGAGGCCAUUUAAGGGGAGCUCUGAGGCCUUGUUUAUUCCUGACACACUGAUUGCAUAUUGUGCAGUACUCUGUGGCAGAUGAGAGUAAUCGUGGCUGCUUUGCCUUGGCACAGGCUUCGACAGCUUCAUUUGCAGCUCGAUGUCUUUUUCCCAGUUGCAUAAUGGAAAUGACAGCAGAAACAAGUGGAGUGAUAUUGCUGAUGCAGCAUUGUGAGGCAUAGCCUGUGUGUGUGAAAUGAGCCACUGCUCUCUUAUUCACAGUGUGUGGAUACAGCUGAACAUCACAAAGCUACUUCAAAAUGUAAAGCAUUUGAAUUUAAUCAUGUUUCCCAUAAUAUGAUAAUUCAGUCAUGUCGCUUACAGUAGGGAAAUACCAUGUCACAUGGCUAGAAGUAAUCAGUAUCAUAUAACAUCUGUAUAUUCUGUAUAUUAAAUAAACCAUGGUUUAGUGGAAGAAACAAACAGGCAGAACAUAUCUUAAAGGGGUUAGUUUCAUACUGAAGCAUAUUUGUUCCCCUUAACUAUAUACUGUCAAAGUAUACAAUAUAAACAUGACCCUAACGUGUGGUGGGAAAUACUGAAAGAAAUGAACAUCGGUGUAUUAUUUUUCUUUAUUAUCACCAAUGUGAUGUUAGUCAGUAUUGCUGCCCACCUACCCUUGGUUUACCAGGGGGUACUUGAAAUGAAUAGUAUUUGAAUAAAAUGUUACAUCCU
Molecule: messenger RNA, 2458 nt
Organism: Periophthalmus magnuspinnatus
Lineage: Eukaryota; Metazoa; Chordata; Actinopteri; Gobiiformes; Gobiidae
Gene: calb2a
Product: calbindin 2a
Exons: 11
Coding region: 96-911 (271 amino acids)
Biological process (GO): regulation of long-term synaptic potentiation; regulation of presynaptic cytosolic calcium ion concentration
Cellular component (GO): terminal bouton; cytosol; nucleus
Molecular function (GO): calcium ion binding
Source: RefSeq, a predicted model, not a curated record